ACACCUGAAAAGCUACUGUUGGUAUUGUUUGUUUGUUUGAAUCUGGGAAGAAAUAAGGUGGAAGUAAGGCUAGAAAUUUCUAUAAAGAACAUAAUUUGCAACUGAAGGAAGAAAAAUAGCUCUUCAGUUGUUUCUGGUUAAUUGAGGAUUCUACCAGAUACACAGGAAGGAAGAAACAAGCCCCUACCUACAGCACCUUCCUCCUCCUCCUCUAUACCCCCCCACCCCCCCCAAAAAAAAUCCAGGGUGUGAAAGUUGUAGAGUUGGGGACGUGGCUUUAGGUAACGGGACAACUGGUAAAGCUGAUGGCAUUCUUCACUCAACAUGGGACAGUGUUCCAGUCCCUCUACCACAGGAGCGCCCGGCAGCGUAAUCUCCGCUUUUUUGUGAUCACCAGUGCCAUCCGCAAAUGCCUGAAGGAGGAACAGCGGGCUCCCUCACUUCUGAGGGACCCUGCCACAUUCCUCCCUUCAAGUACAUUCUCCCAUCCUAAAGAGGGGAUUUGCCUUCUGUAAUUUAAACGAUAAUAUUCCUUAGGAGUCUUAGAAUUGGCUUUCUUACUGUGACUUCGUAUAUACAACUCGACUAAAAGGCAUGCCAAAAAAAUUAAACAGCAACAAAAUAUUAGAAGCUGAAAAAGAUAAAGCUACAUAAUAGCUGGAUAUUAAACAUUACAAUAUCGCAUUUAGGACGCAAACAGCGCUGCAGUGCAAAUGGAACUUUAAAAAAUCUGCCCGCCCACGUAGACAAAGCUACUUUACAAAAGCGCACGCGUCGAUAUCAAUCGUACCCUACAACAGAGCAUGGUUUAAAGUAUCAGUGUACAUUUUUUCCUAAACACAAGUUGCAAAUAAGUUAUCUAAAAUCGAACACCGCCACGAAAGAGACCUCCAGGGUGCAAUAAAUAGGUAUAUCUCGUUGAAGUGGAGAAAUGGCAUCAUGACCCUUUGGGUUGAUGCAGAUUACAGUGCGGAGGCUGUUCUCGAGAGAGAAACUAGAACCCAACGUAAAACGCUGUAGUAGGGGAAAUCGACCAAAGACGAGAUUUUGAAAGCCUUUUGAAGGUCGUUUUUCUAGCUAAAAAGAAAAAGUGACUUAUUCAGGACUGACUCCUCCUGCCAGUCCCAGGAAACAGGAGCAGCCCGGCGCGCCCGGGAGCCCCGCAGCGCAGUGCGCACUGCGGCUCCAGAGCGAAGGGCUGGCGCCCGCCAGAUUCUAAACGGGCUCGGCUGCCGCAGCCCGCCGGGGCCGCGCGCCCUGGUCCGCGCGACUCCGCGCUCCGGGUUUCCGCGGUCACCAGCUCUGGCGGAAGAGCCCUGCCGAGAGGGGACAGCCUCGGGCGGUGUCCCGGGAGUCCCGAGAGCGCGCUCCCCCUUUGCGCAACCUUCCCGAGGCGUCCCGCCCGGGAAGCCAGUUCCUGGGUUCUGGGCUGGCUAGGUUGGCAGCGAAUGAGGCUUAGGCAUCACUGCCUGAGGCCCUCACUUAGCAUGUCGACAGCCACAGACUUGUCUGGCGGAGUUUCUCCUGGUGCCCACUUAAGUAGUCUCAAGUUUGUUCAAAGCUGGACUCCUCGACUUGGAACCAGGAGCAGCUGGAGAUUUGUCAAUUGAGAGCUCAUUUGCCACGGGAGACGCUCUUGGUGUCCCCAGCACCGAAGGGCAGGAUGGGGAAGCAGAAUAGCAAACUGGCCCCUGAAGUGAUGGAGGACCUGGUGAAGAGCACAGAGUUUAAUGAGCAUGAACUCAAGCAGUGGUACAAAGGAUUUCUAAAGGACUGUCCAAGUGGGAGGCUAAACCUCGAGGAAUUUCAGCAGCUCUAUGUGAAGUUCUUUCCUUAUGGAGACGCCUCCAAGUUUGCCCAGCAUGCCUUCCGAACCUUCGACAAGAAUGGGGACGGCACCAUUGACUUCCGAGAGUUCAUCUGCGCUCUGUCCAUCACCUCCAGGGGCAGCUUUGAGCAGAAGCUGAACUGGGCCUUCAAUAUGUAUGACCUGGAUGGUGAUGGCAAGAUCACCCGAGUGGAGAUGCUGGAGAUCAUUGAGGCUAUCUACAAAAUGGUAGGCACUGUGAUCAUGAUGAAAAUGAAUGAGGAUGGCCUGACGCCUGAGCAGCGAGUAGACAAGAUUUUCAGUAAGAUGGAUAAGAACAAAGAUGACCAGAUUACACUGGAUGAAUUCAAAGAAGCUGCAAAGAGUGACCCUUCCAUUGUAUUACUUCUGCAGUGCGACAUCCAGAAAUGAGCUGAAGUCAAUGCUAUGGACUGCACAAAAGUCUCAAUGUUCCAUUCAGUCUGCAGCUAUUCACACACACACACACACACACACACACACACACACACACACACACACAAAUAUUGCUUGGACUACCUAUAAAUGGACUUGCUUCUUGUGUUUGAAACACUCGUGUGCAUGAGAAUGUCAUUUGCUAAUGAAUUUUAAAAGCAUAUAUAAAACAAAAAAAAACAACCUGCCACAAUGUGAUAUGUGUAAUAUCAUUUCAUAAAAAUCCCUCUUCCUCCAAAGCCUGGGCAGAAAUGUGCUGCAAAGAGUUAUAUGAUUUCUUGUUCAUGUUUUGCUAAUGCUCGUAUCUCCUUGAUUACAUAAUGUUAGUAGCACUGAGACCCCCAUGGUAAUGUAACUUAAUUAUAAGCUAUGUCACUACCCUCCUGUAAAAUACUAUUGGACAGACACAGAGGGACCCUUGGCUCCUGUGUCUGGUCCACACACCACAGGAGCUUGUAUUAUCAGUGAAUAUAAAUGUACUACAUUUGCAUGCCUUUUGGGUUUGCCUUAAUUCUUACCUCAUUUGCAUCCUAUCGAUCUGGAAAGAGCUGUUUUGGAUGAAUGCAGUAUAAAAUGUAAAAACCCUGCUAAAUGACUUAUUGAUUAAGUAUAUCUAUCUAUAUAUACAUAUACACAAAGAUAUUAUUUAUCGAAAGUAAAAAAGAUGGAAGUGUAUUGGUUUCUGUUUGAAUUUUCAAAGGCUUCCAAUGUGGUGGCAAUAAAUGUCCCAAAUAAAUUUAUAACAAUUGA
Pan troglodytes (chimpanzee) is the source of this 3031-nucleotide messenger RNA. RefSeq names its product visinin like 1 (gene VSNL1). The coding region runs from base 1664 to 2239 and encodes 191 amino acids. The record is from RefSeq and is a predicted model, not a curated record. The transcript is spliced from 4 exons. Lineage: Eukaryota; Metazoa; Chordata; Mammalia; Primates; Hominidae. Gene Ontology annotation, molecular function: calcium ion binding.